Molecule: messenger RNA, 2580 nt
Organism: Yamadazyma jaroonii
Lineage: Eukaryota; Fungi; Ascomycota; Pichiomycetes; Serinales; Debaryomycetaceae
Source: the annotation of a GenBank genome assembly
AUGAAGAAAGUGUUCUCUUCCCUAGAGGGACCUUUACGACCUAGAAGAGUAGGACGGCCCCUGGGACAACGUCCUGUUAACAGUCUAGGAGACCUAACCAUAAUUUAUGAUAAACCCCGUCAAUCGGUAGUGAGAGAUAUUUUUGGUAAGCAUUUAGAUAUCUCAGGUAAUGAUCUAAACAUUUGUGAUAAGACCGUCUCCUUAGUAAGUUACAAUAAGAACGGGAAGACAGUGAUUUGUAGCGAAUCAACAACACUUUGUAUUUGUACCAAUGAUAAGUUUGUGGUAUUAAAGCACAAAAAUGAAUUAAUGGAUAAUUUCAUCAUUCACAAGCAUCAGAUUUCAGUAAUAAAGUCCAAUUUAUUCUUUGAUAAGUUCUUGAUCGUACUAACUGACGGAAGAUAUAUUAGCUUAUCGCUACAGCAGACGGAGAGAUCUUUCUACAAGUCGUUAGUACUUCGAAAAUUCACCAAAGAAGAUAUAGUCAAGGAUUUAGAAGAAGCUAUCAAGGAUAUUGAUGAUAAAGGCAUGGAUAAGUAUAGGACAAGAGCCAUAGAGAUAGAGGAGAAAAACAAGGAACUCCAUGGGCUUUCUGAAGACAUAUCUAUGUUGGGUAUUAGACCUGGGGAACUUGCAUCAGACACAUUUGACCUAGAAUCUUCACUGUCACUGCUGGACGGGUUUAAACCUCCCCCAGCAUCGGCAUCUAAAAUGUAUCGUCUGUCAACAAGGACGAGAUCCAGUGAGAUCCAAGACUUUGUGCAACUCAAUAGACCCGUCAGGACGAGGUCUUCAGUGGAGAAGUCCCCUAUAAUAUUAGAAAAACCAGCCAGUUUCGAUCCUCCUUUGAACUACAGUUUCAAUGGAAAGCCAUUUACAUUAGCAUACAAUGAUUUCAAGACCUUGUAUAACAACGAUUGGGUCAAUGACAUCAUUAUAGAUUUCUUCAUCAAUUAUGAGAUAGAGAAAUCCAUCGAUAGGGGAAACAUGAGACGAGACGAAGUCUAUGCCUUUAACUCGUUCUUCUUCAAUAAGUUGAUGUCCAAGACCACGGAGGAGGUCAAUUACUACGAUAAUGUCAAACGAUGGUUAAGUAAAGUUGACUUGUUUAGCUACUCAUCGGUGAUUAUCCCCAUCAAUGAGGCAUCUCAUUGGUAUGGAUGUAUAAUAGUAGGUUUACCGGAGUUUUUGAAAGCUCAGAAGGAAAGGAGCUCAAGGGUAGAUGAGAAUUUGGGUGGGGGAUCGUCUAAUAUCCCCCAAAAUAUCCCCCAUGAAAUUCUCCACGAUGAACACGAAACCUCCUAUAGCGAAGAGCCUAAUGCCGAUACAGUUGAUCUCUCAGUUGGUGGAGUGGAAGAUUCAGAUUCAGAAACCGAUAAUGAAAAGCUUCCAGAUGAAGAUGUUACUUUGAAGUAUCCCACAAAGAUCAAUGUCUUUGUGUUUGAUUCCUUGAAUAUCAAGCAUCUUUCAUUGAAUAAACCCAUCAAAAGUUUCUUGAUUGAGUACUGUAAAGAGAAGCAUGAUCUAGAUAUUUUCAGUAAGGAUAUUGUGUUCAGGUCCACCAAAGUCCCCAAACAGAAUAAUUUCAAUGAUUGUGGAAUUCACGUCAUUUACAACAUAAGGAAGUUUCUUAACGAUCGGUCGACAUGUUUAAGGAUUUGGGAUAGAAAUAAGUCCAACUAUAAACACUUCUUCUUGGCCACAGAACGAAUCAAAGUGAGGAAGGAAUUGAUUGAUAUCUUAUUGGAUUUACAUGCUAAACAACCCAAGAUCCAUGCCGAGAACGAUUUGUCUGACGAAGAGAUCGAAUUGGUGGACUUUAAGAAGAUAACUCCAGCCAUAACCAUAAGUAGAGAUAAUGGGCGUGGCAGGACACCUAAGAAGAAAUUGGAAAUCACCAUCGAUACUUCCAGACUUAGAAGUAGUGAAUCUGUUGAUACCAACAAUAGUGAUGUUUCAAAGACGCCAAGCUUACAAACCGCAAACCUCGAAAACCCAAGUCUUGAACACCCCAGUCUUGAACACCCAGGUCUAGAGCCACCACAAAUACCUGGAGUUCAGAAAUCUAUCGUUAAUGACCUUAUUGACGGUAUUGAUACUGUUGAUAAUGAUAAACGGAUUCGACCCCACGGUGACACCACGGUGACAGAAGAAGACAUAGAGUUCGAGGAAACCGAGAAGAAAAUCAAACUUUUGAAAGGUCAAAGUUGGCCCGAGCUCAAAAACAAGAAUCUUCAAGUACUUGAACUUCGUAGUAAGAUGUCUAAAACUUCAUGUGUGAUUUUGAACGACCUUUUCGACUCAGACACCACCUUUACCGAUCAAGAAAUAGAAAAAAUCAUCAGUUUCAAUAAUAAGAUCAAAGAUUUAUCCAUAUAUAACGCUAGUCAACUUCCACAGGUAGCAAGGGCUGUUAUGCAGUUCAAGAAAACUUACAAGACCGAAGUUAGACCCCGAGAUAUGGAGUUCAAAAUCAUUCACCCUCCACCAAAUCACAUCAUUCACACCAUAGAUGAUGAACCUAAUGAGGUAACGCCUAUUCUGUCUAAUAGAGACUCCAAAAGGAGGAAACUUAUAUAA